AUUUGGUGGGAUUGCAGUUAAAAGAGUUGCCCACACAGCAAAAUCAAUUCCAACCAUUUUCACUUUCUCCACAAGAAGAAAGAAAAUUGAAAAGCAAGAAUAUGGGAAGAGAAGUGUCAGAGAGUUGUAUUGAUAGUCUACUCACCGAAAUGGUAUCAUCAUACUGCAAUCGCUUCGAUGCCAAUAAACCUGAGCUCGCUGGCCGUCGGAUCGAGGCCAUUGGCUAUCAGGUCGGUCAUCAGCUCGCCGAAAGGUAUACUAUGGAGCGACCGCGUUUUAGUGACCAUCUAGAGGCAAUAAAGUUUAUUUGUAAAGAUUUCUGGUCUGAGGUUUUCAAGAAGCAGAUAGAUAACUUGAAGACAAAUCAUAGAGGUACAUUUGUAUUGCAAGAUAAUAAGUUUCGGUGGCUUGCACGCAUGUCUAUUGAUCCAUCAAUUGAAAAUAUUGGAUUAUCACAAGAUCCUUCUGUUUUGGAGGAAAGCAAGUCUGCUCAAGCAAUGAGUAUGCAUCUUUAUUUUCCAUGUGGGAUCAUAAGAGGAGCUCUUUCUAACUUAGGGAUCCCUUGUGCGGUUUCUGCUGAUAUAUCCAGCCUUCCGGCAUGUUCAUUUGUGGUCCGUAUAAAGGCUUGACGAAAUUAUGGCAACAAAUGUGGGAUCAAAACUGGAGUUUGAAGCAUGUUCAUCUCCAAAUUGGAAUACUUUUUGUGUCCCCUCCCUUUUUCUUCAUGAAAAUGUACUUUCACUUGAGAAGUUCUAAAUGUCCAUAAAACAUAUCCAAACUUGUAAUAGUGAAAUAUUUUUGGGUGUAAUAUCUCUAUCAGCAGUGGGAGGUAAUAUUAAAAAUGUUGAUUUGAUGC
Ricinus communis (castor bean) is the source of this 856-nucleotide messenger RNA. Its product is annotated as trafficking protein particle complex subunit 6B. NCBI's taxonomy places the organism in Eukaryota, Viridiplantae, Streptophyta, Magnoliopsida, Malpighiales, Euphorbiaceae. The record is from RefSeq and is a predicted model, not a curated record. Gene Ontology annotation, cellular component: trans-Golgi network; TRAPP complex; cis-Golgi network. The transcript has 4 exons. Bases 102 to 629 code for a protein of 175 amino acids. Gene Ontology annotation, biological process: endoplasmic reticulum to Golgi vesicle-mediated transport; regulation of GTPase activity.